This is a messenger RNA of Neospora caninum, 1416 nucleotides long. RefSeq lists its product as hypothetical. Gene Ontology annotation, biological process: phosphatidic acid biosynthetic process. The record is from RefSeq and is a predicted model, not a curated record. The transcript is spliced from 4 exons. Gene Ontology annotation, molecular function: 1-acylglycerol-3-phosphate O-acyltransferase activity. NCBI's taxonomy places the organism in Eukaryota, Apicomplexa, Conoidasida, Eucoccidiorida, Sarcocystidae. Bases 1 to 1416 code for a protein of 471 amino acids.
AUGGAGACGUCCGUGGAAACGGUCAAGGCGCCUUUUGUCGCUCCGCGCGCCGGACCUUCGGGGCGACUGACUGCAUCCGCGGGUCUGCACGCCGUAGCCUCGCCGCUUCGUUCACACGGUGCGCCAUCGUCCUCUCGUCUCUCUCCUUUCGCGUCUUCCCUCCCGGGGCGGGGAUCUUCCGCCUUCGGCAAUCCAAAGUUCCUGUUUCUGUCCGCUCCGCUGGCCCUCGCGCCUCCGCUUCGCUCACCAGUCUCUUCCUCGCCCCUUUCGUCUCCCUGUUUUCCUCGCGCGGCUUCUCUCGCGAAUGGCGGCCGCCUGUCUUCUGGACUCGACGCAGUCGCGUCUCCACGUGCUGAGGCGUCGCCGACAACUGAAGCCGCGCCGAGGCGACCUCCCGUGUCUUCUUUGAGGCGGAAGAUUGCGGCCUUCUCUCGCUCUCUCUCCUUCUUCGGUCUCCACUUCGUCUUCACCUCCGUGCUCACCGGCGGCCUCUGGUGGGCCGCCCUCCGAGCCCUCCAGGCCUUCACAGCUCUCGCCCUCUCGCCGCCUGCGCUCACCUGCGUCUCCCUCCUGUCGCGCUCUUGGCGCUCUUCCCCCACUCGGUCGCGCGCGUGGAGCAUAGAAGAGUUGCAAGACUGGUCGCACCGCACUGCGUGGAAAAUCAACACGCUGUGGGGUGCGACGUUCUCGAGGCUCGUGGGAUGUGUCCCUGAGAUCCGCGGCUCCGAAAACCUCCCGCCUGCGUCCGAGAAGGUGAUCUUCGUGGCGAACCACUGCUCGCUGAUGGAUGUCGCGUACAUUGCAGCAGCGGUCCCCAGGAGUCUCCGCUUCGUCGCGAAAGUCGAACUCCUCGAUGCGCCCGUCGUCGGCCUGGCCAUGCGGCUCUCGGGCUGUCCCACGGUCGACCGCCAGUCGCCCACUAGCCACCUCGCCCUCUUCAGAGAGGCCUUGCGGCUGCUGAAGCAGAAGCAGACGCUUUCCAAGGACGCGGGUGUCGCCUCGGCCAGCUCGGAUGACGCGCGCGAGCGACCCGACACACCGGACGAAGACGUGGCGCUCGUCGCCUUUCCCGAAGGCACGCGGAGCGUGGAUGGCCGUCUCAAACCUUUCGACAAGGGCGGCGUCUUUCGCCUCGCGCGUCAGACUGGCGUGCGCGUCGUCCCACUCACCGUCACCGGCACGCACCUGUUGCUCCCUGCGAACUCGUUUCUCCCCCCGGGGCCGCCUCCCAAAGGCAGUUUGCAGGUCGUGAUUCAUCCGCCGCUCGCGUCUGCUGGGAAAUCGCCGGACGAACUGCGAGAGGACGCGUGGCGCGCGAUCGCCUCUGCGUUGCCGCCCGGUCAGCUGCCUCAGCCGGCUGCUGAGGAACCCGAGGUUACGGACGCCGGGGGCGAGAAGAAAGGCGCCAGUAGCUAA